Thunnus maccoyii (southern bluefin tuna) is the source of this 3884-nucleotide messenger RNA. RefSeq names its product ubiquitin carboxyl-terminal hydrolase 15-like. Gene Ontology annotation, molecular function: cysteine-type deubiquitinase activity. NCBI's taxonomy places the organism in Eukaryota, Metazoa, Chordata, Actinopteri, Scombriformes, Scombridae. Gene Ontology annotation, biological process: protein deubiquitination. Bases 36 to 3227 code for a protein of 1063 amino acids. The transcript is spliced from 22 exons. The record is from RefSeq and is a predicted model, not a curated record.
GUUCCCACCAUGCAGCGGGUGAUGUCUGAGGAAAGAUGGCGGAAGGAGGAGCGGCCGAUCUGGAUACCCAGAGAGGAGAGGUCGCGGCACUGCUGAAAACACAGCUAAGAAAAGGAGACACUUGGUACUUGGUGGACAGUCACUGGUUCAAACAGUGGAAGAAAUAUGUGGGAUUUGACAGUUGGGACAAAUACCAGAUGGGUGACCAGAAUGUCUACCCAGGACCAGUUGAUAACUCUGGUCUUCUCAGAGAUGGGGAUGUGCUGGCCAUCAAGGAGCACCUCAUUGAUGAGCUUGACUACAUCCUGGUCCCAACGGAGGGCUGGAAUAAGCUUGUCAGCUGGUAUGGGUUGACAGAGGUUCAGGAGCCAAUUGCACGCAAGGUGGUGGAACAAGGUAUGUUUGUGAAGCACUGCAAGGUGGAGGUGUACCUGACGGAGCUGAAGCUCUGUGAAGACAGCAACAUGGACAAUGUGAUCACCAGACGCUUUAGCAAAGCUGACACAAUAGACCUGAUAGAGAAGGAGAUGAGGAAGCUGUUCAGCAUCCCUGAUGAGAAGGAGACCAGGCUUUGGAACCGGUACAUGAGCAACACCUUUGAGCCUCUCAACAAACCUGACAGCACCAUUCAAGACGCCGGCCUCUACCAAGGACAGGUUCUUGUAAUAGAGCAGAAGAAUGAGGAUGGCACAUGGCCCAGAGGCUCCACGGCACCCAAGUCAUCUGGUGCUUCCAAUCUCUCUGCUUUGCCAAAGAUCUCGCCUUCAUCUCUCACAAACAAUCAUAACAGCAGCUUCAACAGCAGGAAUGUGAAGAAUUCGAGCUAUAGUCUGCCAUCCUACCACCCUUACAGCAACAGCUAUGACUACUCAGACCAGAGCAGGCAGAGUGAGCGCUCAGGCCUCUGUGGACUCUCCAACCUGGGCAACACCUGCUUUAUGAACUCUGCUGUGCAGUGUUUAAGCAAUAUCCCUCCACUGACGGAGUACUUCCUCAAAGACAAGUACACAGACGAGCUGAAUGAGGACAACCCGCUGGGCAUGAAGGGGGAGAUUGCCAGAGCCUACGCUGAGCUCAUCAAACAGCUGUGGUCGGGCAAAUACAGCUACGUCACCCCGAGGCCUUUCAAGACCCAGGUGGGCCGCUUUGCCCCCCAGUUCUCGGGCUACCAACAGCAGGACUCUCAUGAGCUGCUGGCCUUUCUCCUGGACGGCCUUCAUGAGGACUUGAACCGCAUCAGGAAGAAGCCCUACAUACAGCUAAAGGACGCUAACGGUAGACCUGAUAAGGUGGUGGCAGAGGAAGCGUGGGAGAACCACAUCAAGAGGAACGACUCCAUCAUUGUGGACAUCUUCCACGGCCUUUUCAAGUCCACCUUGGUGUGUCCCGUGUGCUCCAAGGUCUCCGUGACCUUCGAUCCUUUUUGCUACUUGACCCUUCCACUACCCAUGAAGAAGGAGCGGACACUGGAGGUUUAUCUGGUCAGACUGGACCCUCUGGCCAAACCCACACAGUACAAGCUGACUGUGCCGAAGGUGGGCUACAUCUCCGACCUGUGUACCUCUCUCUCCAGCCUGUCUGGGGUGCCUGCUGAGAAGAUGAUUGUAACUGACAUCUACAACCACCGCUUUCACCGGAUCUUUGCAACCAAUGAGAAUCUCAGCAGCAUCAUGGAGAGAGACGAUAUCUAUGUGUUUGAGGUAGCGGUGAACAGGGUGGAGGACACAGACCACGUAGUGAUCCCAGUGCACCUGAGGGAGAAGUACAAGCAGUCGGGCUACAACCACACCAGCACGCCGUUGUUUGGACAGCCCUUCCUCAUCGCCGUCCCCAGAACACUCAGCGAAGACAAACUCUACAAUAUGCUGCUCCUGCGCCUCUGCCGAUUCGUGCGAUGUUCUGUAGAGGAGGAUGAGGAGGAUUGUGAAGAGACACAGUCGCCCAAACAGCACACUGUCAACGGCAACGCCACUAAUGGACUGCUGGAGGAGGGGUCGCCAAGUGAGAUGGAGACUGACGAGCAGGACGACGAGUCCAGUCAAGAUCAGGAGCUGCCCUCUGAGAACGACAACAGCCAGUCAGAGGACUCCGUGGGCGGGGACAAUGAACUGGAGAACGGCAUGGUUGGUCCGCAGAACUCCACCAAAGUCCAGCAGACGGCCGGACACAACAGAAAGAGACUUUUUACAUUCCAGUUCAAUAACAUGGGCAAAACGGACUUCUCCCUCAUCAAGGAGGACACCAGGCAGAUCCGGUUUGACGAGGGACAUCUUCGACUCAGUGAUCGCUCUUAUCUCUCUUUGGACUGGGAACCGGAGAUCAAGAAGAAGUACUUCGAUGAGACCGUUGUCGAGGACUUUGAUAAGCACGAGAGCAUGGAGUACAAGCCUCAGAAGAAGGCGUUCUUCAAGCUGAACGACUGCAUCGAACUGUUCACUACAAAGGAAAAACUGGGAGCAGAGGACCCAUGGUAUUGUCCAAACUGUAAGCAGCACCAACAGGCCACUAAGAAGCUGGACCUAUGGUCUCUGCCACCGGUGCUGGUGGUCCAUCUGAAGCGAUUCUCCUACAGCCGCUACAUGAGGGAUAAACUGGACUCCCUUGUUGACUUCCCACUCAGAGAUCUGGACAUGUCCGAGUUCCUGAUCAACCCCAACGCAGGGCCGUGCCGCUACGACCUCAUUGCUGUUUCCAACCACUACGGCGGGAUGGGUGGAGGCCACUAUACUGCUUAUGCUAAGAACAAAGAUGAUGGGAAGUGGUACAACUUUGAUGACAGCAGCGUGUCGCCUGCCAACGAAGAUCAAAUAGUGUCCAAAGCAGGGUACGUGCUGUUUUACCAGCGCCAGGACACCGUGAAAGGCACUGGCUACUUCGCUCUGGACCGCGAGGAAGAGGAGGACGAUGAGGAGGAGGAAGAGGAAGGAGAGGAGGAGGAGAACGAAGGUGAGGAGAGGCAGGAGAGAAAGGGCGCCUCGUCCUCUCUGGGAGCCUCAUCCGCCGCUGCCACCGCCGCUGCUGCCGCCGCCACCUCUGCCUCCGCCUCCGCCUCCGCGUCCGCCGCUCUGAGCGACGAGGAGGACCUCAACGAGAACCGGCGCAGGAAGAACGACAACGAGCAGGAAGAGGAGGAGGAAGAGGAGGAGGAGGAGGAGGAAGAAGAAGAGGAAGAGGAGGAAGAGGAGGAAGGGGCGCCCAAUCGAGACGUCACCAUGAAAACCAACUGAAGCAAAUGGAAAAAAAAACGGAGAGAGAGAGAUUGGGAUCUUUCCAUCCAAAGCCAUAUGGACACACAGCAUGGCAGCGGGCGCCACCAGUCCCACCCAGCGGCUCGGAUUCAACCGCUCGACAGGCGGAGCCAACCGUGGGGAUGAAGACUGUUUGGUCAGAGUGCUGCGGGGGUACGCAACGCUAAGAAAUCAGGGCCCUCUGUGGUUGGAUCACUGUGUGUGUGCGUGUGUGUGCGUGCGCGUGCGUGUGUGUGUGAGAGUGUGUCGCCACGUCCAUCCAUUUAGUUCUUUUUCUAAAGGAUUCGCUCACCUGCUCUCUGAAAAGAGUCACUGAACGUCACCGCGGACCGAUUCUGAGGCUUCACGCUACUUGUGUGCGGCGCUCUGAGUCUCCCUUUGCUUUUUGUGUUACAUUGUUGUUCUUUUAUAUAUAUAUAUUUUUUGAGAGCGAUGCAUUGUUGGCAUAUCAUUUUUAGUAUCAUUUAGACCUUGUGUAUAUAUUUUAAACACUGAAUUAUAUGUGGUUUCAUGAUGCGCUGAAACGUUUUGAACUUGCACAAUCGCCAACCAUCCACUUUUUUUUUUUUUUUUUUUUAAUGUAAUUAUUGCCAGACAUACUGCAACCGUUCAAUGACUCAGAGGGUUUUCUCACAU